CGGCCCAAAAAGUCCUGGCAACACUGAUGGUCAGCCAUUUUUAGCAGGGGUGGUUCAAUGUACUAGGGAAGCAUCGAUACAUCAACGAUUUAUACAUCGUGUGGCAAAAUAUUUGAAUCGAAGCAAAACAUCGAAGUUAUCGACGCAUCGAUGUUUUUCCGACAUUCCUAUUUGGUGCAGCAAAGGAUUUCUACUAUUCCAAAUCAAAACUUGCUUCAAUAUUAUUUGGUUGAUUAGCUAAUAUGCUUUCUAUUGAUGACGAAGAUCAUUCCUCCGGAGAUAGUGCUUCGGAAGAAUUUUCUGAUUCUGAGUUCGAAGAUGAGUCCAGUAUCGACUACGCAGCGUUCAGCGCAAGAUACAUGGGAGAGAUUACUGAUUUGUUGGGCACACAUAGUCAUGUAAAUUGCGAGAACGCUUUGUUGCUUAACCAGGAGAUGCAACAACGUUUGGUAGAGGUGCGAAAACGUUUACAAACUUUGUUACAAUCCGUACAGCUGCGAUACCUUGCCAACGAGCAACGAUUAAAGAUGAAUCUGGGGAAGAAGCAACGAGGUGUUGGUAUACGUGGCGCAUACCUGAAGGGCGGAACUUUUUUUUUCAAAGGGAAUAUGUUUUUCAAAGAUCUUAACUGUCGGAAUUGUCCAAACAAUGAGGACUACGAAUAUCGGAGAAAUGUAGAAGGCGAAAUGUUCCCUAUGGACUUUGAAUUGUGCAGUAGACAUGUUUGGUCACUAUUAGAUAAAAGGGCUGUGGUGCAAGCUGUAAAAGAGCAGAUUAUUGAUUAUUUAGCUGACCGCAAAUUUCGGGAUAAAAAUAAUAAAUCGAAAAAGCUUGAACUUGAAAUAAAAGUACAUACAGAGAAGGUGGCAAGCCUAUUGGCACAAGUGGAUGAUAAAUUCCAGAUUGAUUGGGCGCAGGUGUCUGCGCAUAACUUAAACUAUCGGCAUUCACCCAGCAGUUGUAAAGCAAUGUGGCAAGUAUACUUACAUCCCAUACUGAAACGUAGCUCAUGGACUGAGGUAGAGAAGAGACGUCUCCUUCAAGCAGCACGGAAGCAUAAUUAUCAAAAUUGGGAGAUCAUUGCAACGGCAGUUCCGAAACGUUCAGAUUAUCAAUGUUUUAUACAGUAUCACACUUCUGUAUGUUAUACGGAUACUCAACGCUAUGGGCGUUGGGAUAAACGUGACGACAAAAAACUUCUCGAAGUGAUCGAGAAAAAAACAACGAACGGUAUCGUAGAAUGGAAUGCCGUCGCUCCGUAUUUCCCGCACAAAUCGAAGAAAGCGUUACACCAGCGGUACCUAUAUUAUUUGCAUCCAAAGAUUAGCCAUGAACCAUUUACAGCAGAAGAGGAUCUCAUACUACUAGCAGCAGUAGAAGAAUAUGGUGAAAAAUUCGCUUUAUUUCCGCGAACACUUUUUCCAAAUCGCUCAAUAACGCAACUGCGCAUGCGCUAUAGGAACACGCUGCAAACGCGACAUAAACUAGCUCCCUGGACCGUGGAAGAUGAUAAGAAGCUUAUGGAAUGUAUAUCCGAGCACGGCACAUCAGCUUGGUUACGGUGCGCUGAAGUGCUAGGAAAUCAUAAUCGCAUCAGCUGUCGUACACGUUUCGUAACCAUACAGAAAUUUUUUGUUAAAAAUCCAGAAGCAACAAUCGAAGAUAUACCACGAAAGAAGACAUGCAUAAUGAAGAAUAGUGUCAUAACAACGCAGAAUUGGGUGGAAAAAGUUGCUGAGCUACGUGAUAAUCCUGACGCCGUGCUUAUACCCGAACGUAAAAUAUAUGCAAAACAGAAGGGAAAAUCAAAAGCCAAACGAAAUAAAUGCCUUAAAGGUGAAGAAGAACUGAAAUGUGAAAUACAAAAAGAGAAGGAGGAAUUAGUAGAAGACAGUAAGGCACAAAUAAUAGCGCCAAAAGAAGAAAGUGGUACAGAAACGCCUGCGCCAGAAGUGGAAGAAACAAUUCCGAACACCUCAUUUCCAGAGUGUGACACGCAAACGCCAUUAGGCAUAAAAAAGAAAAAAGUUCGAUAUGUAGAACGCUUGCGGGCGGUUGAACUGCAACUCUAUAAUUUUUUCAAGUACGCCUACAAUUUUCGAUUAGGCACAGAUGUAUGCACCAAGCCGCCAAAUGUGUUUUUGCGUACGGUGGCAUCUUCUCUCGAAUUCCGGCCAGAUCCUACGCGGCCAUAUGUUACGGAUACUUUGCUGUCGAAGUAUAUUGGACGGCGAUGUAAGUUUUACCUUAGUACUGCACGUGAAGGCGAAGUACUUAGCCAUGCGUUCGGCGCCACACUGCCUCCCAGCUGGCCGACAGCAAUGGCAUUCCGAGCACUUUGUGUGCAAUCGUCGCAGGUACAAUUAGAAGAUGCGAAAAAUGAUGAGCAUAAUGAAGAAAGCAAACAUUGUGAAAUUGAUAUGAAUGCCGCGGUGCAAAGUUUUCGCAAACGUAUGCGUACAUUGCUAUACCAAACAGCGCUUUUGAGUCGUCUACAGCCAACCCGUUUCCCAGAAUUAAUGCAAAGCAUCCCUUCUGAGCAUACAACGGCAGAUUUGGCAAUAAUGGAUGAUAUCAGAGAAGAAACAACUUCAUCUGUUUAUGAGAUAUCAACAGAAAAUUCAUUAUUCGAUUUAACGCGCGUAAAAACCGAAUAUUCCGAAACACCAGAAUUUCUGCCAAACCAUGAAUCAUUUCCAGUGAUAGAAGGUAACCUAAUGGAAACAAGUGAUAAAACACCGAAAGCUGAAGUUUUUGAUAAACAAAAGAGAAUUGAAAGACCAGAAGAAUUGCAAUUUUUAGGAGAAGAGGAAUUACGAACAACUCCGGAAACAUUAGUACUGUCCGAAAAUAUAACCAGAGUGUGCAAAGCGAGCCCUUCACAUUCAAGCGCUGAGCAAAUGGUGUUAUUCGAAGUUACUUAUAUUGAUGACGACCCUACAACGACUACCUUUCAACCAGUAAGCGAUUCACAUUGCAUUGAAGAUGGGCAACAAUAUCACAGCGGCGAACAUUCCACGGCCAUUGAAAACGUGCCAAAGAAUUGUGGAACUCAAUUACCUAACGUGGCAGAAAAACGAAAAUUGGGACUUACACUGUCAACUGAAGAAGAACCCGCACAAAAACGCAUUUACAUUGAGUCCCGCUGUAACAGUGACGAUGAUUAUAAGUCUGAAGAUAUAAAGACUGAGUUUUGAGAUAUCUAUACAUAGUUUAAACGGCAGCCUACAUACAUAACGUCGUCAUAAAAGCAAAACCACUACAUGAAGAUUGUAAAAUUUAGAGCGGACUCAACAAAUUUUUAUUCGUACUAAAAUUUUAUGUUUUUAAAGUUUGCACAUAAAUUUUUGCAUUAUGCACGACGAAAUGUUUAUAGAAUGUGGAAGACUUGUAGACAGCAAAACGGCAUUUUUAGCUGGUUUCCUGUACAAUGGGCUAGAAUAGGCUAGAAAGGACAGGAAUUUAAAUUUCAGCAAGCUAAGUUGGCCUCGCUUAUUGAAUUUAGGCGAGUUCAUGCCUUUUUUCAUAUAAAAAUACACAAAAUAACGCCAGCGUCCGGCCUAACUCAGCUUUUCAAUUCAUUCCAGACUUUUAAUUUGUGGUAAUAAUUAAAAUGGUUCCAGUUCGUAGGCACGUUUGGAUUCGAAAGAGGCCAUGAAGUCAUAAUUUAAACCACGUUCAAGGUACCUUUUUUUUUAGCGUAUACAAACCAGCGACGACGAAUUGUAAAUUUUAGCAAGAAAAUUCGCUUUUAAUGAAUGUACCGCAAUAGGUAGCAUGUAAUUACAUAUCUGCCAAAACAGUGGUGGUAUUCAGGUUCUAGAACACCUUUUUGGGUGCUUGCGCAACUCAAACGGAAGGCAUAGUAGAUAGAUAUGCACUAUGUAUGUAGAUAUGCACGAAUAAGUAAACACAUUGAUAUAUAUGUAUACAUAUGUAUGUGUAUUUUAUUUCUUCUUUGUUAAUAAUGGUUAAAUACUCGCGUACAUACAUACAUUUUGAAUUUAUAACUCUAAAUGCUUUAUUUCCUUCAACUUUCCAUAACACUGCUUCAUUUCCAAUCUCCAUGUUUCUUUAUAUAAUACGUUUCUCCAUUACACUUUCAUUAAAUAG
Rhagoletis pomonella (apple maggot) is the source of this 4113-nucleotide messenger RNA. RefSeq lists its product as uncharacterized. The transcript has 5 exons. Lineage: Eukaryota; Metazoa; Arthropoda; Insecta; Diptera; Tephritidae. The coding region runs from base 243 to 3197 and encodes 984 amino acids. The record is from RefSeq and is a predicted model, not a curated record.